UUUCGACAUCAGGCUUUGAUAGAAAAUCACGCUCCUGAAAUAUCACGCAGCUACACAGACUCUAACACAACCGCGCUCCCCUCGGCGGAAGCUGGGCUCACUACUGCUUCCGGUCUGGUAGUAAUGGCAGCGCCCGGUGCAAAGGUGCAGUCUCUGUCUAAAGCCGAAUACUUGAAGCGGUAUCUAGAUUCUGGAGGCGACAAUGGGGAGGCAAAGAAAAAGAAGAAAAAGAGUAAGAGGACAGAAGGAAAGGGGAUGCGGAUAGUUGACGAUGAUGCUGAAGAGUGGAAGAAGAUGCCUAGCAAACAAGAGCAAGCGGUAGAGGUAGAGGAAGAGGAGGAUCAGCCUGUUGUGGCAGAAUUCGUAGAUGAACGACCUGAUGAUGUAAAACAAAUGGAGAUAUUCAGGACCAGCAACAAAUGGAAACUAAUUCAAGAUACUGGAAAUGAAUCAUCCAGGAUGGAGAGUUCUUCAGCUCUUGUAUCCAUAGACGGUAGUACUGACAGGCCAACUAGUUCACCGAAAAGAAAUAUUCAGAAUUAUAGAGAGAAAGAUGAUUCUUCUGAUGCCUCCCCACCUUGCAGAAAGAGGCAUGAUUCUUCAGAUCCAUCACCUCCUCCAAGAAAAAGACAAGAUUCUUCUGAUAAAUCACUACCUAGGAGAGGGAGGCACAACUCUACCGAUCCGUCUCCACCCCGGAGAGGGAGGCACGCCUCUCCCGGCCCUUCCCCACCCCGGAGAGGGAGGCACGCCUCUCCCGGCCCUUCUCCACCCCGGAGAGGGAGGCACGACUCUCCCGACCCUUCUCCACCCCGGAGAGGGAGGCACGACUCUCCCGACCCUUCGCCACCCCGGAAAGGGAGGCACGACUCUCCCGACCCUUCGCCACCCCGGAGAGGGAGGCACGACUCUCCCGACCCUUCGCCACCCCGGAGAGGGAGGCACGACUCUCCCGACCCUUCGCCACCCCGGAGAGGGAGGCACGACUCUCCCGACCCUUCGCCACCCCGGAGAGGGAGGCACGACUCUCCCGACCCUUCGCCACCCCGGAGAGGGAGGCACGACUCUCCCGACCCUUCGCCACCCCGGAGAGGGAGGCACGACUCUCCCGACCCUUCGCCACCCCGGAGAGGGAGGCACGACUCUCCCGACCCUUCGCCACCCCGGAGAGGGAGGCACGACUCUCCCGACCCUUCGCCACCCCGGAGAGGGAGGCACGACUCUCCCGACCCAUCUCCACCCCGGAGAGGGAGGCACGACUCUCUUGACCCUUCUGUAAAUCGAAAAAGAAAACAAGGUUCUACUGAACCUUCAUUUUCUAGAAAUAAAGAAUGUAAAUAUCCUUCUGAUCCCUUUGCAACUAGUAAAAGUAGGCAGAACUCAAGUAAAUCUUCUCCCUCUCAAAAAGAUUAUCACAGCUCAUCAAAGAUCAUGCCUCACCACAAGGAUCAGUAUAAAUCAUCUGCACACUCAUCCCGCACUCUGAAGGGCGGAGAAAAAACUAAGAAUUUCUCAUCUCAUGACAAGGGAAAAAUUGACUCCCAGGAGCUUUCCAGCAACUCGUCUGAGAAGGACCGUAAACGUAGACAUGAUAUUUACAAACCUACAAAUUCAAACAGAAGUGCACAGUGCCAAAACCUUAAUAGUUUCAAUCACCAUUCCUCUGCUAGACACAAUUCUGACUCAGAAUCCCCUCAUUCAAAGAAAAGAGACAAGACACGAAAAAGAAGGAAAGAAGCAACACAGCAGCAGAACUCUGAUUCAGACCUUUCUCCACCACGUCACACAAAGAAAAGAGGCUCAGACUCAGACCUGUCACCACCACGGCAUACACGAAAGGACUCAGAUUCUGACCUCUCCCCACCACGUCACUCCAAGAAAAGGGGUUCAGACUCAGACCUUUCCCCACCAAGGUGUAGAACUGAUGACCACAGAGGCUCUGCAGUUGGUCGCAUACAAAAAGGAGAAAGUUCUAGGAUGCUGUCUGGAGGCAGAGUCGGCCUUGUGUCUGCUGAGAUAAUUAGGGAGGAAAAGGUGGAGCUGAGAAAGGGACUAAAAGAUAACAAACAUUUGGAAGAUGAAUCCAGGAAUGCAGAAACUGUUUUCAGAGAUAAAAGUGGCAAGCGCAGGGACCUGAAUAUAGAACGGGAACAACAGCAACAGAAACAGGCAGCUCAGGAUAAGAAAGAUGAACUGUAUGCACAGUGGGGAAAAGGCCUGGCCCAAAAGGAGCAACAGCAAAAAAAAUUGGAGGAUGCUAUCAAAGAAAUGGAAAAGCCACUUGCCAGAUACAUUGAUGAUACUGAUCUGGACAAAAUGUUGCGAGAACAGGAGAGAGAGGGUGACCCAAUGGCCAAAUUUCUGCAAAAAAAGAAAGAUAAAAAAACAAGUGAGAAAAAAGAACGACCAAGGUAUAAGGGUCCCAACCCCCCACCAAACAGGUAUAAUAUCUGGCCUGGAUAUCGCUGGGACGGUGUGGACCGGUCCAAUGGAUUUGAGAAGCAAUUCUUUGCUAGGAUGGCAGAAAAGACAGCUGUACAGGAGGAAGCAUACAAGUGGAGUGUAGAAGAUAUGUGAACAAGAGAACAGACUUCAUACAGAGCAGGGAUAGAAUUGGUCCAUCAUGUGUUCUGUCUUGACCGUACACUACCAGCCCUGCAAUUAGCAUCUUGAUUCCUUCAUUUGGGUAGAACUAGCCUCUUCUCAGGGUAUUUCUCAGACAGUCCUUUUUUUUUAGAUACCCAGCAGCAACCCUUGGUGACCGUGGUCAGAAUACCUAUAUACCCUGUGGGUAAGCUUUACUAUGUAUUGUACAGUGCCUCCGAUGCUUCUCUCAAUUCUGAGGUAUUCACCUAGAUUUAAAGAUGUUUUAUUUUAUUUUCUUUUAACAAGUUUCAGUUGCUUCUUGUAUAAUGGUGAAUUGUAAGAUAUUAAAUAUUUCCAGUUUCUAUUAAAAUCAAAGUGCUGUAA
Messenger RNA from Xenopus tropicalis (tropical clawed frog), 2970 nucleotides. RefSeq names its product BUD13 homolog (gene bud13). The transcript has 11 exons. Lineage: Eukaryota; Metazoa; Chordata; Amphibia; Anura; Pipidae. The record is from RefSeq and is a predicted model, not a curated record. The annotation marks the transcript as partial.